This is a messenger RNA of Vittaforma corneae ATCC 50505, 552 nucleotides long. RefSeq lists its product as uncharacterized. The transcript has a single exon. Gene Ontology annotation, biological process: DNA strand elongation involved in mitotic DNA replication; DNA replication. NCBI's taxonomy places the organism in Eukaryota, Fungi, Microsporidia, Nosematidae. Gene Ontology annotation, cellular component: GINS complex. The record is from RefSeq and is a predicted model, not a curated record. Bases 1 to 552 code for a protein of 183 amino acids.
AUGUUGUCCGAAGGAACUUGUAAAGAUCUUUUGGAUGAAAUAAAACAUAAUCAAUUCAAAAAAUUUAAUACAGCUGAAGUAGCUUCUUUAGAACGUGAAAUGGCAAUUGUUCAAUCAAAAAUAGAUGAUAUUAAGCUUCGGGCUGAGGUAAAUGAAAUUACAGAAAGUCUGUCGAUAAACUUCGCACUAUUGAAAGCAUAUAAAGAUAGACUAGAAAGAAUACACAAAACAUACAAGCUUUUUAGACUCAAGAGAAUUCAAGACAGCUAUUUUUCCAAAGAAAACGUUGUCGAAUUCCUAGCUCCCCAUGAAUUAGAGUUUUAUAAAAAUUUUUCAGACGCAGUUGGAGAAUACUUAGCUGAUUUUAAGCAUCUUGCUUUAACAGACAGACAUCCGCCUCUGGACUUUUUUGUUCAAAUUCUAGCCUUAGAAGACUGUGGGGUUGUCCUGUGCGGCGACGAGUUCGUUGAGCUUAAGAAGGAUCGAAUAUACUUUUUGAAAAAGUCUGAUAUUGCACACCUAUUGACAAAAAAGCUAGUAAAGGUUAUUUAG